Molecule: messenger RNA, 1163 nt
Organism: Cynara cardunculus var. scolymus (artichoke)
Lineage: Eukaryota; Viridiplantae; Streptophyta; Magnoliopsida; Asterales; Asteraceae
Product: cystinosin homolog
Exons: 9
Coding region: 96-887 (263 amino acids)
Biological process (GO): L-cystine transport
Cellular component (GO): vacuolar membrane
Molecular function (GO): L-cystine transmembrane transporter activity
Source: RefSeq, a predicted model, not a curated record
UCAAUCCACUAUAAAAACAAGCCAACUUUCUAUUUCCACUCCAAACUCGAUCACCGGAAACGAAUUCACUACCAAAUCUCUCUGUUUUUCCGGUGAUGGGAUCAUGGAAUUCGUCGGAGAUGGAGGUUUUAUCGAGUGUAUUGGGAUGGAUUGCGUUUUGUGCUUGGUCGAUCAGCUUCUAUCCACAAGUUAUAUUGAAUUUCAAAAGAAAAAGUGUGGUAGGGCUGAAUUUCGAUUUCGUGGUGCUGAAUCUGACAAAGCACUCCUCUUAUCUGAUAUAUAAUGCCUCUGUCUUCUUUAGCUCGGCACUUCAACGUCAGUAUCGCCAGAAAUAUGGCUCCGAUGAGAUGAUACCUGUAGCAGCAAAUGAUGUUGCUUUCUCCAUUCAUGCGGUUGUGCUAACUGCGUUUACCUUAUUUCAGAUAGCCAUCUAUGAUCGAGGGGGUCAGAAGGUCUCCAGGACUAGUAUGUCAAUAGUCUCAGUAGCCUGGUUGACCGUCAUUGUCUGUGUGUUCAUAGCUAUACCUAAGCAUUCCUGGCUUUGGUUGGCCUCCUGCUUUAGCAUAUUGCAGGUUAUCAUGACAGUAAUCAAGUACAUACCCCAAGCAGUUAUGAACUUCCGUAGGAAGAGCACAAUUGGAUUUAGCAUUGGCAACAUAUUGCUUGAUCUACUUGGAGGAUUAACAAAUUAUGGGCAAAUGGCUGUCCAAUCUAUAGAUCAACAUUCGUGGGUGAACUUCUAUGGGAAUAUAGGCAAGACAUUGCUUUCUUUGGUGUCUAUCUUCUUCGACCUCCUGUUCAUCUUGCAACAUUAUGUGCUCUACCCAGCCAAGACGACAGUGAAACCUCCUCCAAGUCCGGACUUGUGCGGUCUACCACCCCAGUGACUUGAUAUUUGGGAACCAUCUGUGCCUGUCUAGUCUCUGUUGAAGAGGGCGUGUUAGAGUCCUAUACUGGCUAUACUCGGACCGUUUCUUCUAGACAUAUAUUGGAACUUCCACUUUUAUCUGUAAAGAGCUCUUUUGAAACUAGUCUAAUGUUUUCAGAUCUUUUAGGGUUGCAUGUUGUUUAUUUGCGAUAUGGAUGUCUUUGUUAAGCAAAUCUAUGCUAUUGGGAGGACCCACCAAUCUGUAGAUAUAAAUAUAUUCAACAUUUGGUAGAUA